UAAGUGCCUACGACAUUUUGGCCUUGGUGUGCCAGCUGUAACAAUCAUUUUUGGCCUAUUUGUUGUUUUCGGCAAAUUAUCUCAACACGUUUGUACCAUGGCCAAGCCGAUUAAAUUUAUUCCGACUGGUUAAACGUUACAGAAUAGGCCGUUUCCUCUACAAAAUGUAGCCGUUUUAUCCUCGUUCCCAUCGGAAGGACUGACUAAUGAGAUCCGCGAUGAGUGACCUAUACCCGGAACCGGAAGCGGACACCGAGGAGGUGCUGAUGACCGCCUCCCUGCCGUCCACCUCGUCUGGAAGGACGGGUGGUCCUGUCCGGGCCACGGCCUCCGUCACGGGAAAGCCCUCAGUCAGUUCCAAAAGCUCCAUCAGCUCUAUCAUAAGAUCUGGAGUCAGUGCUGUCUCUUCUCUGUUCACGACACAGAAGCGUUCUGGCGAAAUGUCACGGCCCAAGUCCGCGUCACCAAAAGCAAAACGCACGCCGCCUCGACCACCGCGACCGAAGGCGGGGAGGAGUGUGCAGACGACAGCUUCCCAGACGUCGGCCACGGCCAGUGAGAACGACACACCGGAGGAAGCGGAAAGCGAGGAGGUGGUCUCGACCAGCGAGCCUCAGCCCGCUCCACUGGUCGAGCAGCCGGCGGGUGAGCGGAGGCGCGCGUCGAGCCGGCCGCGCGGUGAAGACCUUGACUCGGAGGGCCGCUCGGUGGCCUCCGAGUCCGGCAGCCACACAGACACCGAGACUGCGGACGCCGAGGAGCGCGGCUCGCUGGCGAGCGAAGGCUUCGCGUCCAGCCUGGAUGGUGACCCCGGGUCGCCGCAGGACUUUUCCAGUGUCGCCUCGUCGGCGGUUUCCGACGCUGAGGACACGACUGGGGACGAUGAAGGAUACGUGCUCAGCCCACGCGGCAGUAGAAGGGUGACAUUUGAUAAGAACGCUCCAGACACGUUAGUCUUCACUCCCGACGACCAUGGUCGGACGAGUGACGAUGAGGCAGUCCGGGAGAAUCGGGAACGACUAGCUGGUGUAGGUGCCGAGGGCCACAGGCCCAGUGCGAACGAGAACUUUCUACAGCUUCUGGCUCUCUUGAAAGAGCGCAGCCUCACCCCAACGAGCGAGCAGCUGGGCGAAUUUGCCAGCCCCUCUGAGCCAACUAGCCACGUCGCCCGAUUUCUCAAAGAUCUUGAGACGAGACGGAACUCCCGCGAAGCGGACUCGUCCGAUAUCACCGAGGACGAAGAACCUUCGCACAGGGAAGACCGUCGCUUCGCUUUCCCCAGCGAGCGACCGAGCGACAGAAGAGGAAGCUUUGUGGACACUAUUGACGAGUUUUUGCACUAUCUUGAAGCCAUAGCGGAGGACCACAAGGCGCAUGAAGAAGCAAUGGAAAUGCUGCACAACGAGCCGCAGAAGGCCAGUGCGACUGAGACAGACUCAGACACGGCCAGCGAAGGCGGCGACAGUGUCUGGUCGGAUAGUAACUCGCGAGCGUCGGACGACAGCGACACACACGCCUCCAUGGGCAACGAGUCCAGCAGUGAGUUAGCCAGUGUUGAGACGGACGCGGACUCGGGCUUGGCGUCCAGUCCGCGCACGGAGCAGACGUCCGGAGAAGACGCGGCACCAGCGGAGGACGCAGGCGACAACGGGAAGAAUAAUGAACUUGGCGGGAGAUCUCAUGAUCAGGCUCCAUCACCAGGCCAGUUCGAGCUGCCUUUUGAUGCUGAUCCCGACGAGAUAUUGGCGGCGCCUGGCAAAGGAGCUGAACAGCCACCAGACACAGUUCUCAUGGCAGUAUCAGAAGCGUCACAAGAAACGUCACCAAAAAGUGAUAGCACAAUGAGCCAUGGAGAAGCGCAAGACCGGUCUUCAGAAGAAGGUCAUGGAAGUAUUUCAAAUAUGACAACCGAAGAGGACAAGUCUGAGGAAAAUGAGGCGAACUCUAGGAUCCAAGAGAAGCACAUUCCAGAGCCUGACGAGGCCAUUGUCCAGUCAGAGAAACUGACGGAAGAAAAUGUAGAAAUAAAUCCGACACCACUGUCGUCAGAUUCAUUGGAGCCAGAGACACCUGAUGCCUUGGUUCCCGAACAUCAUACGGCACAACAGGUAAGCUCCCCCGGCGCUAGCUCUCUAAAUGACACCAUGAAUUUUCAUCGUGAAAGACCCGAGGGUGAGAGCGCUACCUCGGAGUUAAGCGAUUCAAGCAACGCAUUGCCAGUAAUCACUGACAAAACUCGAAACCCAACCGCUCCAACGUUUCCAAAUGAUACCGAUGCCGAACAUAGCGCGGGGCUUAGUUCAGGAACCAAAGAUGUCAAUCAUUCAGAGAUUGGUGAGCUGGACACAGAGGAGAUACCUGGCCCAGAUGAUGACCUUGCUACACUGGAGCAGUCGUCAUCCACUGAGACCAUUAGAGCCGUCAAUGACGAAGAGCGGGCGGACGGCGCGCAGUACACAGACGACAUUGACACAAGCCAUAGCGUCGAGGUCACUCCAGACUUGUCCAACCGCACAAACUCCGAACCAGGUCCCCAGGAAACUCUAGAGGCUGCUCGCCAGGUCAACAACGAACCCCCUCCCGAAGCGUCUCUCGAGACACAUCCUGACGAAUCUCUCGAGAUGCAUCCCAAGGAAGCUACCGAUUCGUCUCUCGAGGAAGCUCCUAAUCUGCCUCCCCAGGAAGCCUUAGAGCUCCCUCCGCAGGAAGCCAAUGAAGUAUCUGCCCUGGGAGCUACUCAUCCGCAAAGCCAGGACGCCAGCACCCCAGCUCAGGGUGUGAGUCAGGAAUCGAACGACUUGUCCGCCGACAAGAGGCGCGGCACGUCGGCUGACCAGCGGGCCCUGCGCGGCCUGCUGCAGUCGUCGCUGCCACAGAUGCCGGCCGUCCAGGUGCUCGGCACGCAGUCGGCGGACGCACUGGCUGAGCGACGCAGCUUGACCGUUGCGACGGAGACCAGCGAUGGCUCAUUGCUGUCCGUGCCGUCGUCCGACAUCCAGGCGCGUUCACCUGGUCAGGUUGGCAGCCUGGAGGUGGUGGCCAAGUCGCCGGGCGAGGUGUCGCAGUUGCCGUCCGAGGCGCCCUCCGAGAGUGAGCUGCCGCAACACGAGCCGGUCCGCUCGCUGGCGUCCAUCGCUGACCGACUGCUGCGCGAGGGCUCCGACGAGGAGGUGCAGGCCGCUCCGUCCGGCAUGGGUCAGGCUAACUCGUUGGCUGCCAUUUCUGGUCAGCUGCUCACCGACCACAGUCCCGGCGAGCUCGCCGAGCCGCCGUCGGCCGGCGACGAGGCCGACGAGGAGCGGGAACUCAGCACCGUCAUGAUGGACGAUGGCGUCAGACCAGGUACGACGAAGGCAGAUGCCGGGGCAGAGGAGCAGUCAGGGCCCAGCAAGGCAUCGGCAGCAAUUGGGGUGGAAGAUCAGCGGAGAGACGGCGGAGCAGCGGCAGCACUUGGGGUGGAAGAUCAGCCGAGAGACGGCGGAGCAGCGGCAACACUUGGGGUGGAAGAUCAGCCGAAAGACGGCGGAGUAGUGGCAGCACUUGGGGUAGAAGAUCAGCCAGGGAACGACAGGACAACAGUGAUACUUGGCUUGGGAGACCAGCCAGGAGACGGUGAGGCAUCGCUCGGUCCCGGUCUGAGUGAUCGUCCAGAGGACGGUGAAGAGGCAGCGGACCCUGAGACAGAAGAUCAACCAGAGGAGAGUGAGGCAGCGGCAGCCAUCGGGAUGGAACGGCAGCCACGGGACGGUGAUGCAGUUGCUCGUCUCCUGAGGGAAAAGGGUGACGAGUCAUUGAAACAAGCGAUCGCACCUAUAAUGACUUCAGGUCAACGAGAUGGAGAUGAAUACGAAACGAGUGAGGCAUCUGAAACGGCUGAAUCAGCCAUUGAUGACCAAAAAGCGCACGAAGAGGCCAUGCUUAUGUUGGAGAGUGAGACGCAAGGUACUUUGACCUCGGAAGCAAUCCAUCCCUCGACCCCAUCGACGGACUCGGGAGAAGAAUAUAACGCCAACCAGAACGAGAAAGUCAGCCGUGCCAAGCCAGGUAGUGAUUCAUCAGCAGCCAUUUCAGGAUUGGAGGUAACAGACCCUUCUGCUCUCGUAAGUGACGGCAGGAUGUAUACUCGUCAGGAAGAAGUGAUGUCAGGGGCCCGGGAGGCAAACGGUCCAGUUGAAGAAACGGACGAGGACAUGACGAAACGAAGCACUGACAAACAAGCAGCAAAUCUGACACCAGAAUCAACACAUGGGACCAACGAGCUGAUAGCAAUUAGCAGUGAGUCAUCCGUAUUAUCAGAUCUUCGUUCUGAUGUGUCUGAAUACGCCACAGGAAGUGAAAAAAGUGCGUUUGAGGAAGAUCGUAAUGAUCCUGUGCCAGUAAUUGACGAAAAUAAUGCACCGAUGACAGAUCACGGCGAUUCGACGCACGCUGAGGAGACAGGGGCUGGUUUAGGAGUUCAAGGACAUAAAACAAGCGCUCAGAAGAUGGUAUGGAGCCUGAUAACGAUGGCAAGUGGCAUUGUGGAGCAAAUGCAGGGCUCAAAAAUCGUAAUAAGCCCAAGCAAAAUUGGGUUCAGAAAUGCUGACGAGCAAACAAAUCUACCAGCAAAAGAAGGAAGUGGGUCUGCAAGCAAAGGGGUGCUCUCAGAAGAGACCAAGAGUACGCCUAAAGUACUGGAAAAUUUGCCACCGAGGUCUAUGUCUCAGAUUGUACAUGAUGAAAUCACUAAAGAGGCCAAGAAAAGCAAUAUUUCAAUGACCCAAUUAAAGCAUGCGUAUAGCGAUACAAUAAACCGCAUUGUUGCGGACGCGCAGAACCAGGUUGUUAAAGCCGCACAAGGCUUGGUGGGUGCUGUUCUGAAAACAUCAAGUGGGCGGCUCCACGACGUACAAAACCACGAGGAUGCCGGUGUUGAAAACAAAACCAGCAGCGAACAAUCAGGACAAUCAACGAACAGCUCGGAUCAUGAAGAGUCAAAUUCAAUAGAAAACGAUGAUUUGCCGGUUUCAGAUGAAAAAUCGGCGUCUACAGAUACAAGCGAAGAGGUUCAAGAUGGUUCACUGCCAAAACACCAGAGUGAUGUAACUGUGUCUAGAAUAAGCCAAGUGAAAGUAGCCAGCAAAACAAGCGCACUCGGCGGGCGGACCAGUGCAGUAAAACACAGCAAAGGCAAUCUGGAAAAUUCAAGGAUUAUUCAAGAAGAUAAUCGUAAAACCAAUUGGGAGCCUCCAUCGCCACAGGAUAUAGCUAACAUCGCUGUUGCGAUUACCCAGUCUGUUUUGGAUGCAGCAUCACGAAUUGCAGAUGAUGAAAAUGAACUUGACAGAAAGUCACGCGUGAAGGCAUCUAUCCUCCACCUUAAAAAG
Molecule: messenger RNA, 5366 nt
Organism: Pollicipes pollicipes
Lineage: Eukaryota; Metazoa; Arthropoda; Thecostraca; Pollicipedomorpha; Pollicipedidae
Product: dentin sialophosphoprotein
Source: RefSeq, a predicted model, not a curated record